AUGUCUGAACAAGAAGUUAAAGAAGUACCAACCGAACAAGUCGAAGAGGUUGCUGUUGAAAUUGAUUCCAAAGCUGGGAAUGCAGCUGAGAAUGCACCAGAUGAAGCAGUUGAUGCUGGCACCUCAACUACUGAAGGUGUGAAAAGAAAGGAUUCCACUGAGACCACAGGGGAACCAAAGAAGAAGAGAAAGAGAAGAACGUACGACGAUGAUGAGCCUGAAGCAAAAAAAGAAGAAAAAGAAGCUGGUAGGAAUGAAGAAGGAGACGAGGAAGAUGAAGAUGCUGAGGCUGAUGCUGAGGUGCAAGAAGAGGGUGAAGAAGGAGAAGAUGACGAUGACGAUGAUGAUGAUGAUGAUGACGACGAAGAAGAUUACGAAGGAGAGGACGAUGGUGAAGUUGAAGAUGACGAGGAAGAUGAGCUCAAUGAAAUUGAUACUACAAACAUUAUCUCCACUGGAAGAAGAACAAGAGGUAAGCAAAUCGAUUUUAAGGAGGCUGCAGCAAAAUUGGAUGCAGACAAGCAAGCAUGA
Molecule: messenger RNA, 531 nt
Organism: Lodderomyces margitis
Lineage: Eukaryota; Fungi; Ascomycota; Pichiomycetes; Serinales; Debaryomycetaceae
Product: histone H2A.Z-specific chaperone CHZ1
Exons: 1
Coding region: 1-531 (176 amino acids)
Source: RefSeq, a predicted model, not a curated record